CAACAGCCUCGUUUUUCCUUCUUCUUUCCCUCUCUCUCUCUCUUAUUCAUACUAUAUUUUUGUUAAUACUUGUCAACAUUCGAUCCAAGUACUUUCAUUUACAUAUUCAAUACCUUUAGAAGAAACUGAUAUUACAAGCUCUCUUCUAUCGCUUCCCUUUAUACUUUUAUUAUACUCAGCUAGUUAUUCUUCAUGACCGACUACGAUGAAAUGAUCGUGCCGAAAAUCGAAGAGAUUCGACUCACCGAGCCAAAUCAGCUAUGGAGCAACAAUAACGCAUUAGCGACUGGACCAACUAUCGAUGAACAACGAUCCAUGAUGUACAAUGAAACCAAUUUGUUAGUGUGGAACCAAAGUCGUUACGCAACUCAGCAGCCUCAUACUACACGGGAAGUCAAGCGUAGAAGUAGUCCAGCUAAUCUGCAAACUCAACAGCUCAGAAUUGGUGAUAUAAUGCAAGAUCUCAAUAUAUCAGAUAGUCAAAUGAACGCAGCUGUGAAUGGUUCAAACGACCUUAUGUUGGACGCAUCUUCAGCCUCGUUUGACCCAGGAUUCGUACAAAGGUUGCCGCUUAAAGAUGAUUUUCUUACUACUCAAAAGCUGAUGGAAAGCUGGGGGCCUAUGAUCAGUGGAAUUGCUACACCUGUUGGUCAGACCCAUGUUGGUCAUCCACAAGUUGGAAAUCUGACAACACCUCUUGAUACAGAAUUCGCACGCCGUCAUUCUAUUGCAGUCUCUACUUAUGACUGGCGCUCCCAAUCGCCCGAUAUGACCAUCAAUCAGCAUACUGUAGAGCCAAAGUUUAUUCAUGACAUGUCUCAAAUACCGUGCGUUCUUGCACCCCCUCCAAAGAAGGAUACCUCUCAACAACCCUUUGCAGAUCAAAAUAUCUUCCAAUUCCCUCUAAACCCACACCCAAUGUCUCGUCAAGAUUCACAGCCUUUACCAUCUAGUGUUUCGCCGUCAUCUGAAAUGAUGUCUAGCAAUGGGUCAUUGACUCCAACUUCACAAUACAUUUUUGGCCAUGAGUGCGCUGAAGCAAUUACGCCCAUGAGUGUCAUGUCACCUGAAGGCUAUGCGAAUCCAUCAAGAAAACGUUCCCUAGUUCCCGAAGUCGUCGAUACACCUAUCUUUAAUAUGUCUAUGGAUAUGUUUCAGUCACCUGCAGCUCAUCGUAAAAGGACAAAAUCAAUGGACAUCGGAGUUAUGGAUUACUCUGAAGACGUUUUUGAAUCAGAGGUCUAUGAAUAUCCAUUGAUGUCACAAGAAGAUGUCGAGAAAGCCGAGACAGACGAAACAGCUCGGCCAAGAAAACAACGGAUACGAUACCCUGGAGACAGCUAUACUCCUAAAUGGGUUCGCUACUUGGGCCAAGCCAAGGAAGGCUAUUGCGAUAGCUGCCAACCUGGAAAAUGGCUUCAACUGAAGAACAGUGCAUACUGGUAUCACAAGCAAUUCUUCCAUGGAAUCUCCUCAGUUUCGGGCAGACAAUUCAUGGAACCCAUCGAUCAACGGUGGGGAGACCAGGAUGCCAUUGAAGGUCUAUGCCAUCAGUGUCGCAACUGGAUAUCGAUUUGCACAGCCAAAAGAAAGAAUAGUGUUCUUUGGUACCGACACGCACACAAGGUAAGAUAUUCUCAGAUAACCUCCAAUGUGUAUCAAAAAUAUUUGUACACCAACGUCGAAUGUUCACCAUCUUUUCUUCAUCUAGUGUCAUAUCUAUCAUAAACCAAAAGCCACACAGCCUAAAAGACGCCCUUCUGUACAGUUUUAAUUGUCUUUUUCAAUUUUGUGAACACCUUUUACCAUUUUCCUUUUGACUUAAACAAUUUGUCCAUUAACAUUCCAGCCUUUUUUAACUAGCUGAUUGAAUUUUUUUUCUCAGUUAUCAAUCCAUUGUACCACAGCGAUCAACUUUCUUUCCCGUUUCUUUCCUCUCUAGUAAUAAACACCUUAAAAUUAUUUCUUCUCAUGAUGAA
Molecule: messenger RNA, 1979 nt
Organism: Umbelopsis ramanniana AG
Lineage: Eukaryota; Fungi; Mucoromycota; Umbelopsidomycetes; Umbelopsidales; Umbelopsidaceae
Exons: 3
Coding region: 193-1728 (511 amino acids)
Source: RefSeq, a predicted model, not a curated record